AUGUCGAAGAAACAACUAGCUUUGGCGCUGACAUGCGCACUCAGUUUCUCGCCCGCCUGUGCGAUUGCAUUCAGGGACACUAUGGCUCUCCCGGUCUCACUGCAACAAUGCUUAAACAGUACCGGAGUGGCCGUGAUGUAUCCUAGCGACAUGAACUAUGAUGCAUUAUCACGCCCGCAGAAUGCGAAUUAUCAGCCCCAUCCAAAGGUUAUUGUGGUACCCACGUCAUCGGAGGAGGUAGCUGCUAGCGUACGCUGUGUAGCUGCUGAGAAAGGGGAUGUCAAGCUCAGUACUCGGGGAGGCGGUCACAGCUAUGCUGCGUACGGUUUCUCCGGUGAGGUAGUCGUUGAUUCCAGUCAGAUGAAAGGGAUGAGUUUCGACGACGACAAGAAGGAAGUUACGGUGCAAUUUGGUCAAACUUUGGGUCCAUUGGCGGUUGCAAUGGGUCGGAAAGGAUAUGCCCUUCCACACGGUACCUGCCCCGGUGUCGGAAUUGCAGGGCAUGCGUUAGGUGGUGGUUGGGGGUUUACAUCGCGUAAAUGGGGGUGGCUUCUUGAUCAUAUCGUGUCGCUAGAACUUGUUGAUAUUGGCGGGAAUAUCAAGCUGCUGAACUCUAGCUCAGUGGGGAUGGAUGCGGAGUUGUGGUGGGCAUUAAGAGGAGCUGGAGCUAACAAUUUUGGCGUUGUAACAUCGUUUACGUAUGCUAUGGAGGCAGCCCCGACUGCAGUUAUGAACUAUGGAAUCAGUUUCUCGUCCAAAUCAGACUGCGCACAAGUGCUAUUGGCAGUCCAGGAGCUAGGCUCUAUCUCUACCGACGAUCCUGAUGGUCUUCCGGUCGAGCUUGGUGGAGAGGUCAUUAUAUCUGGUGCCGAUGCCACGAACGUUUGCUCUUUUACUGGACAGUAUUUGGGAGAGCGCGCCGCAUUUGUACCAGUACUCGAUAGAUUGUUGGGCAAACUUGCAGACCGCGGAGUGAGGCCAGUCAAUUCUACGUCCUACAUCAAAGAGUUUGAUGACUGGAUAGACGCUCUCACAGACCUCAUGGGCUCGUUGGAUGAGCCCAGUACUCCGCAGCCAUAUUAUGCUCAGUCUCUGGUGGACGAUGGCGCCCCCAAUUAUACAUCCCAUGGUGUAGAACACAUCAUCGACGCUAUUCAGAACGCAAAACUGGUCAAAGAUACAGAGAAUCAUGUCUCUUUCGAUCUGAAUGGACCAGGCUCAAGAACGAACAUUCCACCGACGUCCGGCGAUACAUCGUUCAUCCAUCGGGAUAGUUUAUUUCUUGUCCAAAUCUUCUCCUAUAAGUUUCCUGGCUUCAACAACACAGAUGGCCGUGAUCAAGGACUCAAGAAAGUUACCAACGUUGCAGACAGUAUCAAACAAGCUAAACCUAGUGGCCAGUGGCACGCCUAUCAGAACUAUAUUGAUCCCUACCUUGAUGAUUUUGGACAGGCGUACUAUGGCGUAAAUUUAGAACAUUUGAAGUCGCUGAAGGCCGUUGCAGAUCCGGAUUCAGUGUUCGAUUUUCCGCAGGGGCUAGGGCAUGCAUGA
Messenger RNA from Aspergillus oryzae RIB40, 1551 nucleotides. RefSeq lists its product as uncharacterized. The record is from RefSeq and is a predicted model, not a curated record. The coding region runs from base 1 to 1551 and encodes 516 amino acids. Gene Ontology annotation, molecular function: oxidoreductase activity; FAD binding. The transcript is spliced from 2 exons. Lineage: Eukaryota; Fungi; Ascomycota; Eurotiomycetes; Eurotiales; Aspergillaceae.